AUGAAUGUGGGCGAGCAGGACUCCUUCCUCGACCAGAGCUCGAUCAUGGGGGUCGACUACUACGGCCGCUUCUCGCUCCACGCGGCGAUGCGAGUCUACCGGCGCGCGCGCGACGACUAUGGCACGCCCGCCACUGGCGCCUUCCUCGGCUGGUUUGGCGCCCUCUUCGACUGGCCCGCCAACCCGGACCCGAUCCGCAGCGGCGGCACCACGCGCACCAAGGCGCUCGUGUCUGGAAACCUCUACGACCCAGGCACGGCAUUUGGGUGGACGGCGGCAAUGCGCAAGGCCUUCCCCGACUCGGCGCUGCUCGUCUCGCAAGGCGUCGGACACAUUACGGACGGCCGGCGCCGGUGGGUGGACUUCCUCGGCCGCGUGGACGGCAGGUGGGUCGACGACGUGACCGAGGAUUACGCCGGCUGCCUCGAGGCGGUCACGCGCUACUGGGCGAGCGGCGAGCUCCCCGUGGACGGGCUGGUGUGCAGGGAGGGCGCACCCGUCGUGGCGGCAGAGAGGCGGACGGAGACGGAGUGA
Messenger RNA from Emiliania huxleyi CCMP1516, 534 nucleotides. RefSeq lists its product as hypothetical. The coding region runs from base 1 to 534 and encodes 177 amino acids. The record is from RefSeq and is a predicted model, not a curated record. NCBI's taxonomy places the organism in Eukaryota, Haptophyta, Isochrysidales, Noelaerhabdaceae. The transcript has a single exon.